AUGGAUUCAAAAUUUUUAAUUGAUUUCCUUAUGGGUGGUGUUUCUGCCGCUAUUUCCAAAACUGCUGCUGCUCCAAUUGAAAGAGUUAAAUUAUUAAUACAAAAUCAAGAUGAAAUGUUAAAACAAGGUAGAUUAUCUCAUAAAUAUACUGGUAUUAUUGAUUGUUUUAGAAGAACUGCUGCUGAUGAAGGUUUAAUUUCAUUUUGGAGAGGUAAUACUGCUAAUGUUAUUAGAUAUUUCCCAACUCAAGCUUUAAAUUUUGCUUUUAAAGAUAAAUUUAAAGCAAUGUUUGGUUUUAAAAAAGAUGAAGGUUAUUGGAAAUGGUUUGCAGGUAAUUUAGCAUCUGGUGGGUUAGCUGGUGCAACUUCUUUAUUAUUUGUUUAUUCAUUAGAUUAUGCAAGAACUAGAUUAGCUAAUGAUGCUAAAUCUGCUAAAGGAGAUGGUAAAGGUAGAGAAUUUAAUGGUUUAAUUGAUGUAUACAAAAAGACUUUAGCUAGUGAUGGUAUUGCUGGAUUAUAUAGAGGUUUUGGUCCAUCAGUUGUUGGUAUUAUUGUUUAUAGAGGUUUAUAUUUUGGGUUAUAUGAUUCAUUAAAACCAGUUCUUUUAGUUGGUCCAUUACAAGAUAACUUUUUAGCUUCAUUUUUAUUAGGUUGGUGUGUUACAACUGCUGCUUCAACUGCUUCUUAUCCAUUAGAUUCUGUUAGAAGAAGAAUGAUGAUGACUUCAGGUCAAGCAGUUAAAUAUAAAAGUGCCUUUGACUGUUUUAAUCAAGUAGUUGCAUCAGAAGGUGUUGGUUCCUUAUUUAAAGGUUGUGGUGCUAAUAUAUUGAGAGGUGUUGCCAGUGCUUUGGUCAUUUCAUUAUAUGAUCAAUUACAACUCAUCGUUUUUGGUAAAAAAUUUAAGUAA
This is a messenger RNA of Lodderomyces jiufengensis, 906 nucleotides long. RefSeq names its product PET9. Gene Ontology annotation, cellular component: mitochondrial inner membrane. The coding region runs from base 1 to 906 and encodes 301 amino acids. The transcript has a single exon. Gene Ontology annotation, molecular function: ATP:ADP antiporter activity. Gene Ontology annotation, biological process: mitochondrial ADP transmembrane transport; mitochondrial ATP transmembrane transport. The record is from RefSeq and is a predicted model, not a curated record. NCBI's taxonomy places the organism in Eukaryota, Fungi, Ascomycota, Pichiomycetes, Serinales, Debaryomycetaceae.